Molecule: messenger RNA, 3645 nt
Organism: Tribolium madens (black flour beetle)
Lineage: Eukaryota; Metazoa; Arthropoda; Insecta; Coleoptera; Tenebrionidae
Gene: rib
Exons: 3
Coding region: 275-2047 (590 amino acids)
Biological process (GO): regulation of transcription by RNA polymerase II
Cellular component (GO): nucleus
Molecular function (GO): protein binding; DNA binding
Source: RefSeq, a predicted model, not a curated record
AACAUUUUUCAGAAUUCGUGCGGGCGUUUUGAUGAAAAGUCGUGUUGGUGCGUGAAAAAAGUGCGCAUAGUGCGUGUGCAUUCGAACGUCAUCAUCGCAUUUCGGUAUCAUUUCACUAUAGUUUGGCCCGCUGCAACGUCAUUCCUGCUCAAUAGUUAUUUUACAAAUUGACUGAAAACCGCGAUAUGACACUGUCGCAGUGCCUUUAGGACCCGAGUGCGCUGGCCAGGUGAUUCCCCAAUCCCGUUUGAGAGGCAGGCCUGUCUCACUCAAAAUGUGUGCAGCUCAACAGUACUGCCUUAGGUGGAACAACCACCGGUCAAACCUACUCACAGUCUUUGAUGAACUCCUACAAAAUGAAGCCUUCACCGAUGUUACCCUCGCUUGCGAUGGUGGCAGUCCAAUAAAAUGCCACCGGAUGGUUCUAGCCGCCUGUUCCCCUUAUUUCCAAAACUUGUUCACGGAUCUACCAUGCAAGCACCCAGUGGUGGUCCUCAAAGACGUCAAGUAUUCGGAAAUCAAAGCUAUAUUAGAGUACAUGUAUCGAGGCGAGGUCAACGUAGCCCAGGACCAACUCGCCGCCUUGCUCAAAGUGGCCGAAGCCCUCAAAGUGAAGGGCUUGGUCGAAGAAAACCGCUCCAGUGGGAGCUUCUCCUGCAACCGCGAUGAGGAGCCCAUGGAACACUCCCCCACGGGCACCAGCAACUCCAAUUCAAGCAUUCAGAACGUGCACAGUAGCAGCAAUAACUCGCCCCCGCAUUCGACCAACAGCCACUACAAGAAUCCUUACGGCAUGUACAAGUCGGGGAGCAUGGAUCGCAAUCCCAGGAUGAAUCUGCCCAUUUGGGCAGUGCCGGGAUUGCCCAUGCCCUCGCAUUCAAAUACCGUUCCUAACCAAAACCACCCACAUGCUGCCGCCACCGCUGCGGCUGCUAUGUUGAGUAGUUGUUACGAAGCUGCCACCGACAUGUCGCCUCUGAAAAGGAAAAAAUUGUCCAGUCUUCUCAUGAAUAGAGACACUCCGAUUUUGAGGACUGUUCUAGGACAAGGUCAGGCUGAUUCAUCGCAACCUGUAAGCCUGGUCUGUCAUCCGGACAGCCACGAUCAACAUUCGAACGGACCGGACCAAGAGCGAAUGGAAAAGCACUUGAAAAACGAACCCUCCGAGGACGCUCAAUCCCCUUACACGGACUUCACGAUGAUGAAUGACGACGAAGAAAAAUCAAAAUUAGCGAUUCCGUCCUCCUCUCCCCAAUCCUACUCCAGCGAAAUGCGAGCCGUGUCUUCAGGCAUUGCAACCUACGUGCCGAACCAAAAACCCGAAUGGAAACGCUACAAGCAAUACACCCGAGAAGACAUCUUAUCUGCCAUCGAAGCCGUGCGAAACGGGAUGUCUGCGUUGCAAGCCGCCCGGAAGUACGGCGUGCCUUCGCGAACUCUUUACGACAAGGUAAAGAAACUUGGUAUAACGACAAGUCGGCCUUUUAAACGGGGCACUAACGGGAGUCCUGCGUGCUUUCCUUAUGGGAUAAGCGGGACAGGGUCGCCGUACGGGGGCCACAUGCCUGAGAUGGACGAUCCUCCUGCCAAUAGUAACAACACUUCGAGUCUCCUGGAGGCGACGUUCCUCCAGCACGCGUUUGAGGGUCGUGGUGGUGACGAUAGGGAGGCGUUGGCGGCGAUGGCAGUGGCGGCGGCGGCGCAUGCCGUGGUUUCGGGGCAUUCGACAAGUCCUUCGAACCACGGACAUGCCACGAGUCCGAGCCCGAGUCCCACUUUGUUGAAGUAUAUGAGACAGAAUAGCAUGACGCCGUCGCCGGCCCCCGGAAGCGAGCACCACCACAGUGAGACUAACGGGAGUUCGGAGCGAGAGCGCGAUGAUGAUGACGACCAGGUGGAGGAUUUGUCAGUUGGGAGGAAGCAAGAGUCGCGAGUGAUAAUGCCUCCGAUGAAUCAGGUGUCGACGAUAAUGAAGAAGGAGGAGUUGUUGAAGGACAUGAUCAAGGAGGAGGCUCGGAGGGAGAUAAGCGUGGAGGAGGCGGAAUAGCCUCGGCAAAGACUGCUGACAUAGUUUUAAACCAGUGUUAAGUUUUAUGAUUAUAUAUUUUAUGUAUUUUAAGGUUGCAUUUGCAAAAUGACUGAGUUCAGUGCAAUAUGUAUUAUCUGUGGUCACCCCACCCGUACUCACUUAGGUUUAGGAGUUAGCUAUGUUAGGAUUUUUUAUCUCAGAGUGCCUGUUUGUUUAUGCCAAGUGCGAGACCAGCUCACAUUUCCUACAAGUUCCUUCACGGAAUGUAACUCGUAAGACUGAUAGAUUUAUGUCACUUCACUAUGAGACUGAUUCAAAGUAGAAAUUGGCGGUCUUUGUGCUUGCACUACGUAACCGGUGUUUGUUGAUCUUUACUGAUCUUUGAAAAAAGAUGUAAAUAGUUUUGCUGAGGGGCAUUAAGCCUGCUGCAGAGGAGCUGACAAUGUUGACUUGUUGCGCGAUUAUCAGUUUCGUUCGGCCCUCUUUAAUUAACCUUAAAUAGUUUCGAUGUGAUUAUUAUUGGCUUAAAUUACAAAUAAUUGGUUUUGGGUUUUUAGGCUUGUAUCUUACUGGAUAGGAUAGGUAUUGUGUAAGAUAUUGUUUUAAAGACAGAGAAAAUUAGACGAGGGGUUACGAGAUCAGUUGUAUUUAGUGUACGAGUGUCUUGUGUAGCACUAUUGAGUCAUUUGAAGCACCUCAAAGGUACAUAAUAAUUGUCAGUGGUAGUUGCACGAUGCCAUAGGUCUUCAUGAUGGCCGUUGUAUAGCCAUAGCUGUGAUUUUCCUAGACUGAACACAAUCAUCACUAAAUAACACAUCCGUUUUUGUCGAUAUGAAGUUAGACUGACGACAGGUCUAGUCACCACAUUCAUUGCUGCAGCUCAUCAAUUUUAUUAGAACCAAAAGUGCAAUUCUUGUUGCAACACUGUAUUUAUUAUUAACGAUUACAAGACUGAAUUAACGUUAUUAUUAAUUAAUUAUUUUUCCUACGCGACUAGAACACAACAAUAUGGACCAAUUUUUGAAGAAAAUUCUACUUACACACAUGUGCCUUUUACUCAGUCCAAAUCUUACUGAAUUACAUUCCAUUAGUUUUUAUCAAAUUCCGGUUUUUAUCAUCACAGGGUUCCCGUCACGUUUUCAUAAUCACCUGAAGUGAAUUUUCGCUAAGCACAGAUUCCAAGUUGUAUAUGUUGUGUUUUAUUAUUUUUUGCCAUUUUUAUUUAAGACUGAUUAUUAUUAUUAUUUUGUUAAUUGUUUUCCAAAGUAUUUGAUAGGUUUUUAUCAGUUGUAUACCUAGUACUUGUAUUACAGAUCUCAAAUACCUAAAAGCUAAAUGCUUUAUAUUCAACUACCUCAAUAUAAACAAUUUAUUUACAUAAGAUUUCUGCAAGUUGUAUAUAUCAGAUUUUAUAUAUUUACAUAAUAUUAUAUUCUUAUUACAUCAAUACAAGUUGUGUGCUCAUAUUUUACUUUUUUAUAUUUGUAGAAGAAAUGUACUGUUAAUAUACAUUUUUGAUAAUUUAAUGAUACAAUAUUAUUUUAUGUAACGUUAUUGUUAGAAAUAGUUCUAUAUUGCACUGCACCUAUAUGUAAUGCAUUACUAUAAGUAAAAUU